This is a messenger RNA of Diversispora eburnea, 267 nucleotides long. Lineage: Eukaryota; Fungi; Glomeromycota; Glomeromycetes; Diversisporales; Diversisporaceae. The record is from the annotation of a GenBank genome assembly.
AUGGUAUGGUGUAAUUUAGUAUUUGAAGAAAUGGAAAAUUAUUGGAAAGAACUUUUUCGAGAAAAUGAAGAAUAUUCUGAAAUGGAUAUUGUAAAAGAGAAGAAAAUUGCUACAACAACAACAACUUUAUUAGAAGAUUCCGAAAAAUUUAUUCAAAGCGAGAAAAACUUCAUAAAUAUUUUGACAUCUUUAAUUAUAGCUAAUACUACAAGAGAUAUUAAUCCUAUUAAACGUGUUGAUACACAUUAUCUAAGACCAAUGAAAUGA